UUAGCAUUCUCCACCAUGAAGGGGACACUUCUUCUGCUGGCCUUGCUGGUGAUUGGAGAGCUGGGCUUCCAGACAACGGAAGCAUGCCUUUCUUUCUCCAGAACCUAUGGAGCAAUACUUACUCUACGUAAGAACUUCCUGCAUGCUGACCUUUCACAGUUUCAUGCUACUGUAGAUGAAAGGCUGUCCUUUGAAAAACUCCAGGACUGCUUUCGUGAGGAAGGAGUAAAAACUAUAACUCUGAAUCCCCAAAUUCUGUUAUCUCUAUACUUAAGCCCAGAAUGCAAGAAAUACUAUGGCAAUGACUCCGUAAAGAAAAUUCAAGAUUUUCUAAACCAGUCAAAUAUCCAUUAGAAGUUAAUGGUUUAUAGCCAACUCAUCUUUGCAACGUGUCCGAUCCAAGUGCCAUCUUGCUUACCUGUCCUCUUUCUCUCCUGAAGUUGGAUUCCUGACAACUGUGCCCUCAUCCUGCAGUCUCUUAGGCUGAUUCUAAUAAAUGCCUGCAGCUCU
Mus caroli (Ryukyu mouse) is the source of this 510-nucleotide messenger RNA. Its product is annotated as secretoglobin family 2B member 24-like. Lineage: Eukaryota; Metazoa; Chordata; Mammalia; Rodentia; Muridae. The record is from RefSeq and is a predicted model, not a curated record.